Messenger RNA from Columba livia (rock pigeon), 2731 nucleotides. It is a transcript of the gene GDPD2, whose product is annotated as glycerophosphodiester phosphodiesterase domain containing 2. The record is from RefSeq and is a predicted model, not a curated record. The transcript has 16 exons. Gene Ontology annotation, biological process: lipid metabolic process. Gene Ontology annotation, molecular function: glycerophosphodiester phosphodiesterase activity. Lineage: Eukaryota; Metazoa; Chordata; Aves; Columbiformes; Columbidae. Gene Ontology annotation, cellular component: plasma membrane. The coding region runs from base 324 to 1949 and encodes 541 amino acids.
UCCCAGCGGCCAUGAAGCGGAGGCUGCGCUAGGGUCAGCGGGGCACAAAGCCACUGCUGGGGGGACGCGCCUUGACCCCGGGCUGCUGUGCCUGCUGCGGGCAGCCCGUCCCUGCCAGCCUGUGCAGACCUGCAGGCGGCAUCGGCAGCGCUGCCGGGCCACAAACACACCCAGGAGGGUGUGAGCAGGCAGAGCAGGGCUCCGCUGCGCAGGGACGCCCAGCCCCAGCACUCACCUGGUCUGCCAGAGUCCCGGCUGCAGGAACCCAACAUCUGCAGGGAGCAGCAGGACACCUGACCUGUGACCUCAGACAGCCCAGUGCUAUGGCAGACCCUGCUGGCUGCUGCCGCCCCUGUGCCACCUGCCUGCUCUGCCUCUACAGCUGCCAGUGGAUUACUGCCAAGAAGGAGAAGAGGAAGGGCCUGAGAACCACCAAGUGUGACUGCAGCUGGUUCCUCUUCCUCUUCUUCGUCUUCCUCUUCACACUCGUGUGGCUCUACUUCGCCAUCAUCAUCCUUAAUGAUUUCCACAACUUCAAUGAGUUCAUCUUCAAGCAAAGGAAGCUGUGGCUGGACUGGUCCCUGGUCCUGCUCAUAGCUACAGCCAUGCUGAUCACCUAUUCGGCUGUGUUGCUGGUCCUUGCUUUGUGCUUGCAGCUCUGCGGCCAGCCCUUGAAGCUACACUGGCUGCAUAAGACCCUGCUGAUCUUAACUGCCCUGGUGGUGGCUGCAGCCUUCACAGGGCUGGGAAUAAAGUGGGCGGAAGAGUGGAAAAGUGCACACAUCUCGCUGCAGGCAACAGGUCCCUUCCUGCACAUUGGAAUCGUGUGGGGAAUGACGCUCCUUGCCUGGCCGCUGGCCAGCUUCAUCUACCGCACCCGCAACAGAGGUCUCAAGGUGUUCCUGCUGCUUGUGUACUGUGUGGUGAUGAUUGGGCUGUAUCUGGCUCCCCUGGCAAUCACCUCCCCUUGCAUCAUGGAGGAGAACCAGCUGCCCCCCAAGCCAGCCCUGGUUGGCCACCGCGGAGCCCCCAUGCUGGCCCCUGAAAACACCCUCAUGUCACUGCACAAGGCCGUGGACUGUGAUGUGCAAGUCUUUGAGACAGACGUCAUGGUGAGUGCUGAUGGGGUCCCAUUCCUCAUGCAUGAUGAGGAACUCACCAGAACCACCAAUGUGCAGGCUGUGUUCCCUGAGAGGGCUGCCCUGAACAGCACCGCCUUCAACUGGACAGACCUCCAGCAGUUGGAUGCUGGCAGCUGGUUCCUGGAGCGGAGGCCAUUUCCCACUGUGCUGAGUCUUUCUGAUGGUGAUCGCUAUCAGGCAACCAAACAGAGGAUCCCAUCCCUAGAACAGGUGCUAGAGGCAGCCAAGCAGAGCAAUAUCUCCAUCAUGUUUGACCUCCGGCCUGAGAACCACAGUGACUACCAGAGCUUUGUCAAUGCCACCCUGGAAGUGAUCUUACAGUCAGGCAUCCCACUACAGCAGGUCCUCUGGCUGCCAGAUGGGUUCAGGGAACAGGUCAAACAGCAAGUCCCAGGUGUUCAGCAAGUUUAUGGCCGGAAGAGACUCCAGAAUGAGACAGAACCACUGCUGCGUGUUAAUCUGCCCUACCAGGACAUGAGCUCUGAGGAGAUCAGGCAGUACCGCCAGGACAACAUCUCUGUCAACUUGUAUGUGGUGAACCAGCCCUGGCUCUUCUCUGUGCUGUGGUGCUCUGGGGUAAGCUCUGUCACCACCAACGCCUGCCAGGUGCUGAAGGAGAUGAAACACCCCAUCUGGCUGCUCCCAAGCAGCACGUACCUCAUGAUCUGGAUUGUUGCAGACUGCGCUUCCUUCCUUGCCAUCCUUUGGGCCUUCCUCUUGUUGAAGAAAUGCUCCCGGAGAAGACAGACAGUGGAGUCUGAGACGGAUGUGCUGCUCACAAAAAUCAACAGCUUGAUGCAAGAGUGACCCCUCCAGCCUCCAUCAGCCAUGGGGAGGGGCAGCAGGAACCCUGCACAGCUCAAGUGGGGAGCACUCCUCAGGCCAGCUUUGAGGCUGCUUUCCUCUGUAGGCUCCUUCUGAGCUUCCUCUCCCCCGUAGCCUUCUUGGCUCCUGGUGGAGCACAACUGCCCUAAGCUGAAAAGACCUGGAGCUGAGUUCCUAGUUUCCACUGGCAGUGAGAAACUGGAGCCUUUGCACAGGUUUCCUGGGGCUGGCUUGUGGGGUUUGGUGACUAGUGGGGAUUGGAGUCGCUGUUUGGUGCAGGGGAAGGGCAGCCUCUGCCUGUCAGCAGCAGCUCUGCAGCCAGGGGUGAGAAACCUUGUUUAAAGUGCUGCUGCCGUGGGCCCUGCCUUGCCCCAUUGCUUGAGGAAUAGAAAGGGCACUGCGAGGGGGGAGGGAGCUUUUUCACUAGAUGGAGCUGAGCUCUUCCCACACCCGUGCUGGACCUAAGUCCUGCUCCUGCAGACCGCAUCUUUGCAGGCCAGGGUGCUAGCUCCCCAUGCAGCAGUUAGUGUGUGCUGCUCUUGGGGGGAAGGGAGUGGGGCUGUAGGGGUUCUGGGGUUGGCAGAACCAUGGUCCUGCUCCUGCUGCUGCAAAGCUGUGGAGGUGGGCAAAGGAGGGGAGCUGUGGGACUCGGGUUGGUCACUUUGCAGCAGGGCCUUGAACUUGGAAACGGUGAUGGGCUCAGUUCUCCUUGUUCUUAUGUAUUUAUGUCAAUAAAUCAGCGGAACCAGUAGACAGACUCCGAA